AUGUGGCUUCUGGAAAUGUCCGUUUUACGACGCCGGGUGACCGAGGUUGCGCGACCAGGUGCAGCCGCGAUGGCGCUGGUCACCGUCCAGCGGUCGCCGACCCCGAGCGCGACCUCCAGCCCGUCUGUGUCGGAGUCAGGCAGUGGUGAGGAUGACUGUCGCUCCCAGCCCAGAAGUAUCAGCGAGAGCUUCCUUACAGUAAAAGGUGCAGCCCUCUUUCUCCCAAGAGGAAAUAGUCCCAAGCCAAACUCUGCACCUCAUAUCAGCCAACGCUGGAACAAGCACACAGGGGAUCUCCAGAAGCAUCUUCAGACUAUGUUCACUGUGCUGCGGCCGGAGGAUACAAUCCGACUGGCUGUGCGUCUGGAGAGUUCCUACCCUCAGGUUACCCGCUACAUGGUGGUGGUUUCCACCAAUGGUAGACAGGACACAGAGGAAAGUAUCGUUCUUGGCAUGGACUUCUAUUCCUCUGACAGUUGCUGUACAUUGGGUCUGGUUCUACCUCUGUGGAGUGACACGCUGAUCCACUUGGAUGGAGAUGGAGGUUUUAGCGUGUCAACUGUGAACCGAGUUCAUGUUUUCAAGCCAGUCUCAGUCCAGGCAAUGUGGUCGGCUCUCCAGUCGCUUCACAAAGCGUGUGACGUUGCCCGCUGCCACAAUUACUACCCAGGCAGCCUAUUCCUAACAUGGGUCAGCUAUUAUCAGAGCAGAAUCUCCUCCAACCAGUUCUGCAUCAAUGAGUGGAACGCCAUGCAAGAUGUUGAGUCACGCCGUGCCAAUUCACCUGUUCUCUUCACAGAUUUGCCCACUGAGAGAGAGCGCACAGAGAGACUGAUCAAGAUGCGCCUCAGAGAAAUCAUGAUGCAAAAAGACUUGGAGAACGUCACCUGCAAGGAGAUCCGCACAGAGCUGGAGAUGCAGAUGGUGUGCAACCUGAGGGAGUUCAAAGAAUUCAUAGACAAUGAAAUGAUUGUCAUCCUUGGACAAAUGGACAGCCCCACGGAGAUCUUUGAUCAUGUUUACCUGGGCUCUGAGUGGAACGCUUCCAACCUGGAGGAGCUGCAAAACAGCGGCGUCCGUUACAUCCUGAAUGUGACUAGAGAGAUAGACAACUUUCCCGGAAUGUUUGAGUACCACAACAUCAGGGUGUACGACGAGGAGGCCACCAACCUGCUGGAGUACUGGAACGAAACCUACAAGUUCAUCACCAAAGCCAAGAAAGCCGGUGCCAAGUGUCUGGUUCACUGUAAGAUGGGCGUGAGCCGAUCGGCCUCCACAGUGAUCGCCUACGCUAUGAAGGAGCACGGCUGGACGCUAGACGCCGCCUUUGAAUAUGUGAAGGAGAGACGAGCCGUCACCAAACCGAACCCGUCUUUCAUGAAACAGCUGGAGGAAUACCAAGGAAUUCUGCUCGCCAGCAAACAGAGACACAAUAAACUGUGGCGCUCCCACUCAGACAGUGACCUGUCAGAUCGUCCAGAACAAUUGUGUAAAACCUCAUCUCACCCCUUGGGGCGCUCAGAGUCUCAGAGCAACAACAAUUCCUCCACUGCCUUGCAUCACUUCCUGGGCGUGGCUAUGCUCCAAGCUCUAGUUUCUAAGCCCGAUGACACCACGAAAUCAAUCUCUGACCUGCGCUCACACAAUGGCGAUGCACGCGACUCACCAGUUGUGGAGUCGGUCCGAAUGGAUUCCGAUGGCCUGCUCUCGCCUCACUUGCCACAUCCAAACGUAACCACGCUCACCUCAGAGGAAACAUCUGCCAAAGCUGCGGGCCCGAUCGUCACGGCACUUGGCGUCAUUCCCGAUCCUCUCCCAUCGCUCCACAUCCUCCCCCCAACUCCUCAAGUUCAGCGUCCCCAUGAGGAUAGUGUGACUCCGUUGGCCAACCCAGAGAACAAACCACUAGAACUGUUACUUCACUUCCCAGAGCAAAGCAGCUCUGAGGACCUUUCUCCCAUCACCGUGAUGUCCUCGGACAUCUCACAACAGUCGCCGUCGGAUUCUCAGAGUGACAAACACAGCCCUCCCAGCCCGGUCGGCGACACCCCUCUCCCCACGCCGCUCGCCUCAACCGGAGCCAGCGACGACAACAACAACCCCAUCGAACCUCAAGCCGCCGUCACCUCGGACGGCCACGGCGAAGCCGACGGCUCAUCCGACCACAGCUCGGAUAGCAUUGACUUCUUCAGCGCCAGGGAGAAGUUUCUGGGCUUAGCCCAAGAGGACAAAACACAGAAACUGACGGAGCAGAACCUCAACGGUGACGACAACAGAGAAACUGAAGAGGAGGAAGUGAGUGAACAAGGGACAAGUCAGUCGGAGGAUAGCGACGACAAGCUUAGCCCUGACAGUCAGCGUCAGGCGCACCACGACAACGGAAUAUCAGUCCGCCAUAUUGUCACUGAAAUCGAAGCCAUAUGCCACCCGAAUACUUCCUUGUCGUCUCCCACCUCAACUUCUCUGUCGCCCUUCUCUCCACCCCCGCGCAGCCUUCCGCUCAUCCGGUCAGAUUUUCGGGAGGAGAUGGAGCCCGAAGUCCCUUUGCACUCUUCGACUCCUCCCUCGCACCCGGAGUCUCCCUCGACGCCGGCGGGGUCCGUGCGACGUGCCACCGAGCAGCUGGAGCAGAAGCUGAGGCGGGAAAUACUGGAGACGGCAGCGACGCAGCGCUCCCCACUGCCGUCCCCGUGCACCGAAAACCCUUCUUCUCGACUGUCUGAACAUCCAACCGGCUCCACGGAACACAAGCCCAGCCAGGGCGAGACCACCGUGGAGGACACAGUUGCACUAACAGGACUGAACAGCUCAGGAACAGUUGACCUCCAAAACACUUCCAUCAGUCAAGUUGGUGCUCUGCUACAUCCUCUAAGCCAUAUGACACAUGAUUCUCACACAGUAGACUGCUCUCGUCAUACCUCAGCCCAAACCCAAAGAGACAGCGGGCCCCAAAUGAGCCUGGAUGGGGUCACAAUCCAGGAAUCGAACCCCGAUGAGAACUCAGAGUCCUCGGGCGGUGGAGGAAGUUGCAGUCCCGACUGCGACGCCCGGAAGCGUCUGGCACGCGGCAGCCAGGAGCUGGAAAAGAUUCAGCAGACGCUGAGAGAACUGCAGGCGUUCCUCCAUGACACGGGGCAGCCUAAGGGUCCGAGGGACAUCAUGGAAGUGGAACUUCCUACCGGACCGGUCGCGGCGCAGCCGCUCAGACGAGGCAGGAAGAACUUCCCGGAGCCCGCCAGCUGGCAUCGAGCCAUCGAGCUGGAGGCUCGCAUCCGCCAGGCGGGCCUCACCCCUCCUUCUUUCAUGAAGAGGUCGGCCUCCUUGGCUAAACUGGACUGCCUGGAAUUGUCAGCCAACGACCUCAGCGACCUCGACCAGAGGCCGCACGCCCGGAUGACGACGACGGAGUCGUACUCCCGCAACGCUCUCUCCAGGUCUGCAUAUCACUCGGACGACACGUGGAAGAAGCAGAAAGUUUUCACGCCGGGCAACCGCACGGAAAAGACACGUUCGUCCCUUGAAGACUUCCCUCUGUGCCUCUCCCCCGAGAGGCGAGAGCGAGAAAAGCCGGAUGGCGGCGGGGGCGGCUCACUGUCCGCAGUUUCACGGCAACAGGGCAGGGCUCACUUUUCCCGACGUUCCCGGAAAGCCGGCGAAAGGAAGCACCGCGCCGCUGCCGCCACACUGCUGUACAACACCAUGUGACCUCACUGGAUGGAGCGCACGCGAGGGGACAGGACUGACUCGGCUCCGAGUGCAUCAAUGGAAUUUGUAGCAGGUGUGUUUGCAAUGUGAUGAGUAACGUGUGCGUCUGCGGGUGGCUGCAAGUCAAAUUAUGAGGGGACCUUCAGAGACACGGAUCUAUGGAAAGCCAUCGAAGAAUUUAUUCGAUCAAUUCUCAAAUGGCUUUCCGUGGAAGUCAAGAUUACCUCUCACGCCACCACAACUGAAAUAUUCCCUCAUAAUAUUCUGAAAUGUUUUUAUACUGUUCGCCAGUGUUCGGGUCGUGUGUCGUGUGGGAGGUCAUCCUGAAUCGUGUUGCUGGCGACCCCUCACGUCAACUACUGGAUGUGUUUGAACUGGAUUGACAAGCUGUCGUGCACACAAUGAACCACGCACGCUGUGCAUGUCUGGGUUGCUUUAUUUUGGUUUAUUUUAUUUUAUUUUUUUUUUUAUUUCCAGUGUGUGUGACUGCAAAGUGUAUAAAACUCCAACAACAAGAGGGCUUCUUCUCAAAACAUGCACUUUACUGUUUUGAUCAUUUUAUUUCUUAAUCUACAAUGUUUUGCACUGAUGUCAAUGGAGGCUCGACGGUCUCGUACUUUUGUUUUUCCACAAAUGGACCGUUGUCUGUAAUUUGUUUUAAUUAAAACGGGGCAAAGCGGAUCAUGUUCAAUGCUUUUGUUUUUUUAAUUCAGCGCCUUAGCAGUUAAUAAAAACAGUGGGCUCGU
Syngnathoides biaculeatus (alligator pipefish) is the source of this 4451-nucleotide messenger RNA. RefSeq names its product slingshot protein phosphatase 2a (gene ssh2a). The record is from RefSeq and is a predicted model, not a curated record. Gene Ontology annotation, molecular function: actin binding; protein tyrosine/serine/threonine phosphatase activity. Gene Ontology annotation, cellular component: cytoplasm. Gene Ontology annotation, biological process: actin cytoskeleton organization; protein dephosphorylation; negative regulation of actin filament polymerization. Lineage: Eukaryota; Metazoa; Chordata; Actinopteri; Syngnathiformes; Syngnathidae.